Messenger RNA from Rotaria sp. Silwood2, 1293 nucleotides. Lineage: Eukaryota; Metazoa; Rotifera; Eurotatoria; Philodinida; Philodinidae. The record is from the annotation of a GenBank genome assembly.
AUGUCUCAGAGUACUCGAUCCAAAUUAGAUUUACAUACAACUGCCAUGUCCGAACUACAGUGUAAAUCAUCUUCUCAACAAAUAAAAAGUGAAAUAGCUUCGCAAUUAGAACAAGCCACAUCUCUGUCGACAAUACACAAUAUUGAAUCAGAUGAUGAUAAUAAAAAAGAAAUUAUUGACCAGACCCAAUUAUCUUCAAACGGAUCUGGACAACUUGAACAACUUAUUCAAAAACAAUUUGUUAAAUAUUUCGGUGAUGGUAAUGGUGAGAAUUGGUUAUUGCAAACCAUCAAACAAUUCGAACAGUACCAGUUAUCACAGGAAGAUCAAUUGAAAGUUAUACCACUUUUAUUAAAAGAUUCUGCUUAUUUAUGGUAUAUUAAAAACGAACAAUUUAUUGGUAGUUUUAAAAUGUUUAUCAAAUUAUUUCUUCAACAAUUUGCACCUGAUCCAACUCAAUUAGUAAAUGAUAUUUCAUCACUUACUUCUCAACUUUCUCUUACCAUGGCUAGAGAAAUUAUAAGAACUCCUAUUUAUUUCCAAGGAUCAAAGGAUGAUGUUUUAGAUUGGUUAGAAAAAUUAGAACAACGAUUUAAAAUGGCGAAUUGGGAUGAUGAACAUAAAUUACAAUAUAUUUCCAUACAUUUACAAGGUGAUGCAUAUAAAUGGUGGAUUCAAGCAUCGGAAAAAAUUAAGUCUUGGUCACAUUUCGUUGAUGAAAUUAAACAAUCAUUUGGAUCAACAAGAAUGAAAGAAUUAGCAUUUGAACAGUUAAAAUGGUAUAAACAAUCUGCUAAUCAAUCAAUUACUCAAUAUUUUGAUAAAAUUAUAGAAUUAUGUAGGAGAAUAGAUACAACCAUGUCUGAUUCUAUGAAGUUACAAUAUCUUACAGCAGGUGUGAAAGAAUCAUUAAAAUUUCAUAUUGCAUUAAAAGAACCACAAACAACUGAAGCCUUUCUAUUGUAUGCAAGAAAAUUGGAAGAUACGUUAUCAUUUGCUGGUAAUGAUGAUGAAACAAAUGAAUAUGAUGAAUCCCAAGGUGUAGCUACAAUGCAACAACGACCAUGGAUAUCAUAUAAAUUUCAAACACCACGUAAAAAUUAUUCACAAAAUAUUCAAUAUACAACUCCAAGAAAUUCACAAGGAUAUGGUAAGAAUAAUUUAUUCAAUAAAAAUACUUUAUCUUCAGAUACAUCACAAAGAAAACCAAAUAAACAAUCUUCAGUUAUUUGUUAUGCCUGUGGUACUUCCGGCCAUUAUGCCCGGGACUGUGUCCGUUCCCAUUUCGAUUAA